AUGCGUAAAUAUCCCAACAUCAUCAUCACCGGCACUCCCGGCGUCGGUAAGACGACCACCGUCACCGAAUUGCUCUCCGUCGCUGCUGCGUCCACUCCAGCUCUCCCGCUCAAGCAUCUGUCAAUCAACGACCUGGUCAAAUCUCGUUCUUGCCACGAAGGAUACGACGAGGACCUACAAACCUACAUUGUCGAUGACGACAAGCUCAUGGACGAAGUUGAGAAAGAGAUAUCCGACGGCGCAGGUGAUGGCGGGUGGGUCAUCGACUGGCACUCGACAGAGGGUUUCGCAGUGCGCUGGGUGGAUCUGGUGGUAGUAUUGAGAUGCGAAGAGACGGAUGUGCUGUUUGAUAGGUUGUCAAAGAGGGGCUAUAAGGAGGAGAAGGUGCAGGAGAAUAUGGAUGCAGAGAUCUUUGGCGUCGUGGGUGAAGAAGCCAAGGACGCGUGGGACGAAGGCCAGGUCGUGGAGCUGAAGAGCGUCAAGGCAGAAGAUGUUGAGGAGAACGCUGAGAGAGUAUGUGCGUGGGUGAAGCAGUGGCUGAAGGAUCGCGACGCAGAGGGCGAAAAGGAGGUGAAUGGCUCGGGAUGA
Molecule: messenger RNA, 588 nt
Organism: Cyphellophora europaea CBS 101466
Lineage: Eukaryota; Fungi; Ascomycota; Eurotiomycetes; Chaetothyriales; Cyphellophoraceae
Exons: 1
Coding region: 1-588 (195 amino acids)
Cellular component (GO): nucleus; cytoplasm
Molecular function (GO): ATP binding; AMP kinase activity; ATP hydrolysis activity
Source: RefSeq, a predicted model, not a curated record